AUGAUCCUCAUACAGAUAUCGAAAUUUCAUUUAUCAUACAACAAAUAGAUAUAUAAAUAUUAGAAAAGUUUCAAAUCUAUUAAGAUAAAGGUCUUAUUGACGAAAUAAAAUUUUCAACUAUUGAUAAUUAAUAUAGUUAUUGUGGUGCUAAUGACAAUGAUGGUUAAAUAUUUUUUACUAAAAAAUUUUUUCAAUUACAUUAUAUCUCAUUUAAAUCAAACCUAAAAAGCAGGAUAUAGUAAUAAUUUCAUUAAAUUUAGGUGUUUUUGGAAUCUACAAUUUUAAACUCAAAAUAAAAAAUAAAUUAGAAUCCAUAGAUUUAUUUUAUGAUAAAUCUUUGGAUUCUAAUUCAGCUUUAAAUAAAAGGAAUCAGUUGUUGAUAACUUAAUUCUUUAAUGCCCUUAAAUCAUUUUUUGUGAUAGCUCUGUUACAUUAUUAAGUAAACUAAAGCCAGAAAUAUUUCAAUAUUAUUUAUAAAUCAGAAGAUUUAUCUAAUAUUUAGUUAUUUAUAUCUAAAUAAGACUUCAUUUUGUUGUUUAUUUAUUCACAAUCAGUUUUAAUAGUAAGUGAUACCAAUUAGGAUAUUUUGUUGUUAAAGGAGAUAUAGUUAAAGUUAAAAUCUUAAAAUGAUUUUAGAUGCAUUUUCCCUAAACUUUAUUUAUAACAGAAUAAAAAUGAGAAUAAAUCUGUCCUCUAUUAUAUUAUAUCAUAUUUGAUAAUGAUUUAGAUUAUGCCUUCUUAAUUUGAGCACGAAUUUAUCAGAUCUCAGUGCUUUAUGGGGGAUUGCAGACUGCAAAUUAUUUCAAGGAGAAAGUAACAAUUAUUUAAUCGUUAAGUUGUAUCACUAAUAAUAUUUUUGAACAAUUUUAACAAUAAAAAUGCUAUAUAUAUUUUAAUAAUAAGCUCUUUAAGUUUAAAAUGA
Paramecium pentaurelia is the source of this 922-nucleotide messenger RNA. The record is from the annotation of a GenBank genome assembly. NCBI's taxonomy places the organism in Eukaryota, Ciliophora, Oligohymenophorea, Peniculida, Parameciidae.